Messenger RNA from Pyrenophora tritici-repentis Pt-1C-BFP, 798 nucleotides. The record is from RefSeq and is a predicted model, not a curated record. NCBI's taxonomy places the organism in Eukaryota, Fungi, Ascomycota, Dothideomycetes, Pleosporales, Pleosporaceae.
AUGUCGCCUGCUUUCCCUCCCCCUGAGGACAUGUGCAAGUUGAACUUCAGCCCUCUACGAUCACCGUCUCCGAGAAGACGAUUCAACCACGAACGCAACCAGUCCGAGGCUGCCCCGCGUAUCCGACCCAUCAGUUUCCAAGCCCCCUCACCCAUGGCACAACAACACGCAAAGCGAGCUUCAAUCUACGUCUCAGACGCUUCCAUCAUUCUUGCUUCACCAGUCAAGACGGCGAGUUCGCUGCUUGCCAACGAGGAGUCAACAGCGGAACCCAUCGACCACUACAAAAUCCUGGAAAUCACACCCGCGGCCACGACGGACGAAGUAAAGGCAGCGUACCGCAAACUCCGAGCCGUCUACUUCUCAAGCAAUGCACAGAAAUACCGUCGUCUGACAGCCGCCUUCGACGUGCUGAUGGACCCGGAAGCCCGCCAAGUCUACGAUCUAAAUUACAUGCCACGUGCACCGGAGCCCUCAUCUCUCGCUAGCAUCGGCGAGAUUCCGGAGCCGGGCAAGCAUUGGCGCAAGGACAGCGCCCACGGCGACGACUCUGUGAUUGAAGAGGAAGACGAGGAUGAGGACGAGGAGAUGCUGGAGGAGAUUCAAGAAGAAGAGAUUCAAGAAGAGGUCCGUGACGAUGACCCGAAUUGGGGCCUCAAACGCUACCAACCCACUCACAACCCCAUGCUCGGCUCCGAGCCUUACUUCUCCUACAUUCCGCUGCCCACGCAGUCCCUACCCAAGUGUAGACAGCCGUCGUACCUUGGCGUCUACGCCGCCUAUGCGCUGCCAAAUUAG